Messenger RNA from Phasianus colchicus (ring-necked pheasant), 1445 nucleotides. RefSeq names its product fibroblast growth factor 4 (gene FGF4). Lineage: Eukaryota; Metazoa; Chordata; Aves; Galliformes; Phasianidae. The record is from RefSeq and is a predicted model, not a curated record. Gene Ontology annotation, molecular function: growth factor activity.
UUUCUUUUUUUUUUUUUUUCUUUUUUCGCGUGUUUUGUUUUGAUUUUUCUCCCCUCCGCUUUGACCUCACUAUCAAGCGGGAGCUGGGGGCCGAGCGCCUUUUCGGAGCGACCGGCCGCCGGCCCGUGGCUGCGCGCCGCUAGCCGGGAUGCCUCUCCCCGCGGCGCUGCUGCCGGCGCUUCUCCUGGGGCUGCUGUGGCCGGGGGCGGUGCGCGGCCGGCCGCCCCCGGGCCGCCUCCCCGCCGGGCCCCGCCAGCGGCGCUGGGACGCGGCUCUCUUCGCCCGUUCCGUGGCGCGUCUCCAGGCCGAGCGCCGCGACGCCGCCCGCGACGGCGACUAUCUCCUGGGCAUCAAGCGGCUGCGGCGUCUCUACUGCAACGUGGGCAUCGGCUUCCACAUCCAGGUCCUGCCCGACGGCCGCAUCGAUGGGAUCCACAGCGAGAACCGAUACAGUCUGCUGGAAAUCUCCCCUGUGGAAAGAGGAGUGGUGAGCAUAUUUGGUGUUAGAAGUGGACUCUUCGUGGCCAUGAAUAGCAAAGGCAAACUCUAUGGAUCUACCCAUUUCAAUGAUGAGUGCAAAUUCAAAGAGAUCCUCCUGCCAAACAACUACAAUGCUUACGAAUCCAGGAUUUAUCCCGGGAUGUACAUAGCCCUGAGCAAAAAUGGAAGAACAAAGAAAGGCAAUAAAGUAUCUCCCACAAUGACGGUGACACAUUUUCUUCCUAGAAUCUGAGACAUCUCCCUUCCGACCUACCUCAGCACAGGGAAAGACUCAGAACAUGUUUGGGAAAAAAGAAACGUGGUGCACUUUUACUGGAGAGUUUUAUGCAAGAGUAGGUGUAAGAUAUUUAAAUUAAUUAUUUAAAUCUGUAUAUAUUGCCACUAAAUUUAUUUAUAGUUCUGAUUUUUUUUUUUUUUCCUGAGAACAAAACAAACCUCCAAGCCUAGGUAUUUCAUUUCAUGGUGCAACAGUAGGAGAUUUUUGCUUUGUGGUUUAUUUAAUUCGUUUCCUAAGUUAUCACAGGUGUGCUGCUACUACGCGUUCUAUAACCGGUGACACUCAGUUCCUACUACAUUACAACAUUUUGCACUGUUGGUGUGUUGUACAGCGUCUAUUGUUGUACGUGUACUUGUUUGCUAUGUUGGCUUUGUUCCUCUGCGUGUUUUCAAAACCCCCACGACUCCCAGAGAAGCUCUUGGCCUUUGAGAAGGAGCAGCACGGAGGUGCCUGGGUGGGAUGCCGGCGCGGAGCCACACACAAUGCCUGACCUCCUUUGUGCAGCGUUGCUAUUUAAUUGGAAUGGUAUCGGUUUACUUCGGUGCAGAAAGUGCGGUGCUGAAGAGCUGCCCCACAAAUCUGUUUUUAGAUCUGCCAGUGCUGAACUUUGAACUUUCCUGCAGUCAGUCUUAGGGCUGCCAAGCAGCGGAGAGGUUUAAGCACCUAU